Messenger RNA from Exaiptasia diaphana, 1686 nucleotides. RefSeq names its product QRFP-like peptide receptor. The transcript has a single exon. The coding region runs from base 52 to 1227 and encodes 391 amino acids. Gene Ontology annotation, molecular function: G protein-coupled receptor activity. The record is from RefSeq and is a predicted model, not a curated record. Gene Ontology annotation, cellular component: membrane. NCBI's taxonomy places the organism in Eukaryota, Metazoa, Cnidaria, Anthozoa, Actiniaria, Aiptasiidae. Gene Ontology annotation, biological process: G protein-coupled receptor signaling pathway.
AUACAUUGACAACGAACGACAAACAAUUUGUCCGUUGUUUUUCUUCAAAAGAUGUUAUAUUCACAGGAAAAUAUGACAGGACAGAAUUUUUCACUUCUACYYAAUGAAUCGUUGCGUCCAGCUCUACUACUAACUGAGAAGGAACACCAAGCUCUCAGAGUAGCGAUCAUAGUUAGCCAUGCAGUCAUAGGCUUGGUAUCUUUACUUGGGAAUACUUGUCUUCUUGCGGUGGUUUGUUUUAAUCAACGAAUGCGAACUAAUGCUAACUAUCUUAUUGUAAAUAUGGCCAUCUCAGACUURUUGUACGUUGUAUUUAUAAUACCAUUAWCAUUACAGCAAGCGAUUGACAAUUCCACGAAAUAUAAGAUUCUUGGAGUGUUUGGUGAGAUAUUUUGUAGAUUGGCUCCAUAUGUACGCGAUAYUUCAUUUACAGUGUCCAUCUUGAGCAUGGUUGCCAUUUCUUUGGAUCGAUAUUUUGCCGUUGUUUAUCCACUUCGACCUAAACCAUUCUUCCUCAAGWUAAAGAUCAUUGUUCCUGUCACCUGGCUUAUYCCUGUAAUAACCUUCGGGCUGUAUCUGAACGUUUAUCGUCUUGAUGGUCCAUUCUGUAUUCCAGUUUGGCCAGCUAAGGAAUCUCAUCAGUACGUUUACUUUUUUGUCGUUGUCUGUUUUUUUAUUUUUCCCUUUUCAGUAAUGACUGUGCUGUACUCGGUGAUUAUACAUAAUAUUAAACGCCAGGAAAUUCCUGGAAACCAGACGUCAGAGAUGGAAAAUACAAGGAGGAAGCGCAACAAAAGCAUCACCAAACUUGGUGUGUUCAUCAUUGUAUGGUUCUUCAUCUCCUGGGCCCCGUAUCAUACCUUCAUGCUGCUUGAUAUCUUGGUUUGGAGGCGAAAACCGCCAGCUCAUUUGGUGAAAACUCUGUGGUUAAAAGUUCAACCUACGUUCGUAUUUUUGUCCAUUACAAGUGUUGCUUCAAAUCCCUGCGUUUGCUUCGCSUGCAGCACAAACUUUAGGAAAUGCUUCAUAAGRCUACUGAGGURCUCAUUAAGCGGACAGCAUGGAAGGGCAGAUACAACAAUCAUUGAUUAUACUAGAGGAUCAAUAGAAGGCAAAAUAAAGUCAACCAUAAGAUGCAGAAAAUCUAAUGAAAUUGGGAUAUCKAACAGCGCUUUGGAGGGCGAUAAAAUUGAAGUAUCAAGAUCAAGAAAGGAUACAAAACUGUAACUUUUACCAAUUGAAAGAAAAGACAAGAUGAUAGAGCAAAAACUUGAAUGUGAUGGCAGUCCAGUCGUAUACAAAGCCGAUAACUAAAUUUCACUAACAUAAACUCUUUGAAGCUCUCACUAUUUAAUCAAGAAAUGAAAAACGUUUUUUUUUUCUAAUUUAAGUGACGUUAUGUAAAUUACAAUAUGAGCUAAAUUAUGACUAUGAGAGCUUUUCAUCAAAAUUAAAAUAUCAAAAAAUACAUAAAAUGAAGCAACACUGCUAAUGCAGAAAGAAAACAUAUACUUUAGUAAGUAAGACCAGCAAAUAUGAAGUAUUGACGUGAGCAUAUAAGAAAAAAAUAAGCCAUAUGCCCUCGAUUGAUUCCUUGUUAGCAUAGRACAUGUUGGCGUGAUUAUUUAGCUUGCCAAACAUUGCGACACGCAUGGUCAGUAAUAAAAGUCUUGCAGGAACUGUUUG